AGAGUAGCUUUUGGUGGAUUUUUUAAAGCAUUACCGGAUGAUGGGGAUCUCCUGACACGGUUUGUGACAGUAGAGUGAAAAAACCUUCCCUGUCUCCAAAAAUGCAGCCGUCAUACGAUGCGGACGACUUCAUGCGGCGUGGAUUUUUCGGCUCUUUUAUCGGAUUCCGGAAACGAUCUUCCAGCAAACCAGAGCCGCCAGUUCCACCAAAGUUUGCUCCGCCGGCAGCUCCAUCGGUGGCUCCGAAUUUUCGAGCUUCUGACUCAGCGGCUCCACACCUUUUGAGUGUCCCGUCGAAUCGUACGGAAUACGAUAUUUAUCGAGAAAUUGUGUCCGAAGCGGAGUAUAUUGAAAGAUCAUCGCCGGCCUCACCAGACUUCUCGUGUCCAACAACUCCUCAACCAUCCAACUACUACACCCCGCUCCCAUUACCUCAACAACCACCAACAUUUGACCCAUCAACACUAAUGCCCCAGCAACAAAUGAUGUUCCAUCCAGGUCAAUAUCAUAUGGUUAUGAGCCCGAUUGCUCCGCACCCGAUUCCAGUUGAUACGAAUGGUGUGCCACUUGGAACUCAAUGUCCAAUGGCUCCACCACCAUACUCUUCCUUUGCUCCACAAUCCUCAUCAUCUGGAAUGCUUCAGCAACAACCACAGGAUCUAGUGAUUCCCCAGGACAUUCCAUUUGACGUGAAACGGGAGAUUCAGGAGCAUUUAGUGCUCCAAAACGGCAAGAAACAAAUGUCAAUCGAAGAAAUUGUCAAGCUCGUCGUCGUCGCCCUCAAAGAUUCCCAAAUCGAAGAAGGUCGUGAAGAGGAAGAGUCUCCCGAGGAAAUUCUCCGACGAAAGAGAAUUCAGAACAACCUAGCGGCUGCCCGGUACCGCAAGCGACAACGCGAGGCUCGCGAGAGCGCCGAGAGUGAGCUCGGUGACCUGACCCGACGGAACGAUGAGCUCCGCGAUCAGGUGUCCCGAAUGGAGCGGGAAAUUGAUCGGCUGAAGCAAGCGGUGCUCGGAAGACAGUGAUGAGUUGUGUUGUGAUAACAUGCCUACAAUAUGCCUACCUUAUCCCCGUGACAAUCUACAUGAGUUUUUUUUUUGGUAUUCUAAUUUUAUGUACAAAUUUGGUAUUAUAUUCACUUAUGAUUUUUGUAAUUUGAUGCAUUUAUAUGAAAUUUUAUAUUUUUU
Caenorhabditis elegans is the source of this 1187-nucleotide messenger RNA. It is a transcript of the gene zip-3, whose product is annotated as Transcription factor zip-3. Gene Ontology annotation, biological process: positive regulation of transcription by RNA polymerase II; regulation of DNA-templated transcription. Gene Ontology annotation, molecular function: DNA-binding transcription factor activity. Lineage: Eukaryota; Metazoa; Nematoda; Chromadorea; Rhabditida; Rhabditidae. The record is from RefSeq and is marked reviewed. Gene Ontology annotation, cellular component: nucleus.